Molecule: messenger RNA, 1663 nt
Organism: Notechis scutatus (mainland tiger snake)
Lineage: Eukaryota; Metazoa; Chordata; Lepidosauria; Squamata; Elapidae
Product: pentraxin fusion protein-like
Source: RefSeq, a predicted model, not a curated record
UAAUAUUUUCUCUCUGGAAUUCGGACAGUUGUCACUGUGUUCUGGCUAUUCCUGUUCAGUCAGUUACACUGUGAACCCAUUAAAUCUUUAUCUUACUGGAUAAAAUGCACUAUUCAAGAUCUUUCUCACCACUUAGAAUUUUCCCAGAGAGCAGGUGCUGCGUGGGUGUCUUGGCUUUCAAGGAUUGGAGAACCGCCUAAGGAAAAAAAGAUUGUCACUGAAAUUAAUGGAUAAAGAAGAGAAAAUCUCCUGAACACUGCAAAAGACGUCUGUACAGUAUUUGAAAAAGCUGGUAAAAGAAAAUAUGCCACCCAAAGUUGCAGUCCUGGUUACUGUAACUCUCAAUUGGCUUAUUACAUAUAAAUAUGGUGCAGGCAGUGGGGCUAUGGUAGAAGCUUCGAUAAUCCCAGUUGGAGAUCCUAAUGUAGCAGUGGGAAAACUAUCAUCCCAGUCGAGUACAUUUGAAGAAAAGGGGGAGUCAAGGAAGGCCAUUGAUGGAUCCCUUGCAAAUAUCUACACCAAUGGAGACUGUACUCUGACAAAGAAGGAUUUUGAGCCCUGGUGGAUGGUAGAUUUGAUUUCAGACUUUCAGGUAUCUGCAGUAGUGAUCACAAACAGAGGAGAUUGUUGUGAGUCACGGAUAAAAGGAGCUGAGAUUCUGAUCGGAGAUUUGCCACAGAAGGGAGGCACAAUGAAUCCCAGGUGUGCUACAAUCAACAGCAUGGGACGUGGGGAAACAAUGUCAUUUAACUGUGCAGGCAUGCAAGGACAAUAUGUGACCAUCACAAUCCCUGGGAGAUAUGAAUACCUAACAGUCUGCGAAGUGCAGGUGCUUGCACAUCCAUGGCUUCAUAUAGUUCAUGGUGGAGGAAGGAGUCCUGUUCGAGACAGUGACACUGACUCAGGUCUACAAGGCAGAGUUCUGAGUUUUCCCAAUGAAGCAAAAGGCAGUUUUGUGAUCAUAUCCCCAAUGCAGUCUCUGAAUUUGAGGGAAUUCACACUCUGUAUGAGGAUUGCAGUUGAGUAUUUGGAUGAACAUAAAAUAAUUAUCUUCUCCUACCAUUCUCAAAGUGAUGAAUUGAGAAUCUUGCGUGAAGCAAUGGGCUAUUUUGGUUUACACAUGGGGGGUAGGAGUGUGAGGUUUGCCCUUCCUGAUCUUAGCACUUUGGGGAGCCACAUCUGUGUCACCUGGGAGUCAGUAUGUGGCCUUACAGCCUUUUGGAUAAAUGGAAAAAGUAGUAUCAGAAAGGUGCAUAAUAAGGGACACAUUCUGCAAGCAGGUGGCACAGCAAUGCUUGGACGGGAUCAAGGUGCACAAAAUAUGUCUGAUCAGCAAAAACCAUAUUUUGUGGGAGAAAUAACAGAUCUAUACAUGUGGGAUUAUAUACUGAAAUCACAUGACAUACAGAAAGUUUCCCAGGCCCAUGAGUUCCCCAGAGGAAACAUUUUUGAUUGGAACAUAUUGUCAUAUAAAAUUAUAGGUAAUGUGAUGGUAUUGCCUAAGAGCUAAUCAAUACUGUCCUACUGUAUUGGACAGCAAGCGAAUAGCAAUAUUGAUAUGAAAUCUAAAAUGUUGAAACAUAACUAGUGAGCAUUUUGUUCUUAGUUUGUAACUAUUCUUUGUAACUGUUUAAAUUCCUUGAAUUAACCCAUGAAAAUGUAA